GACACUGACGAGGCGUUGGAGCUCGCACAGCUCAGGGCCACGAAGCAAGACAAGCCACUGAAUGACUUCGAUGAAAGUGCCGCCGGCAAUGAAAGCGCUGCCGAUGGCAACCUUUCCCAGGAAGACUGUUUGGAGAUCUUCCUGGCGGCCCAGCCGGACUACAACGAGACGCCCAUGUUGGAGUCCAGCAGCAGCUCGGGCCAUCGCAGUGGCCACGUGCGAACCUUGUAUCAUCAGACCAGUAGGUCUGCCGGACCGAAGAUCUUGCAUGGCGGCUUUCGUCGAGGACACGUUGGCUGGUGUGGCGGUGGCAUCUACUUCGCUCUGAGUGCUGGGGCCACCUACCACAAAGCUGUGGGAGUGGACUCAGCUCAUGGCUUUAUCAUCGAAGCCAAAGUCGACCUCGGGCGCACCAAGCACAUGCCCGCCUACUGCACUUCCUCCCGCGGAUGCUGGGGUAUUCCGGUCCAGAGCGCCAUUCGAUGCAUCGACCGGUCCUACCAGGGAGGCCGUUUCCAGUCACAAGGCUAUGACUCGGUUUACUUCAACCCCGGCGACGGUGGAGAGUACAUGAUCUGGGAUCCCCGGAGGGUGAUUUCCAUGCGGCGAGUUCGCUGA
Messenger RNA from Symbiodinium natans, 618 nucleotides. NCBI's taxonomy places the organism in Eukaryota, Dinophyceae, Suessiales, Symbiodiniaceae. The record is from the annotation of a GenBank genome assembly.